Lodderomyces beijingensis is the source of this 1626-nucleotide messenger RNA. Lineage: Eukaryota; Fungi; Ascomycota; Pichiomycetes; Serinales; Debaryomycetaceae. The record is from the annotation of a GenBank genome assembly.
AUGAAGUUUUCAGUGCUCGCUCCAGUCGCUGCUGCCGCCCUUGUUGGCACUACCGAAGCCUUGAACUUCAAGAAUCCUUUCAAGGAUGUGCAACAGCUGCCAUUCAAGUUGGACUACCACUAUGACAAGGUUGCUUCCAGGUUGUCGCAUUUGCUCAAGGAGGAGACGACCAACGAGUUUUUCGCCAAAGUGGCCAGGGUUGUCAAUGAGCCGCUCGAGACAUUGAGCCAUGAAACCAAGCAGAUUUGGCAGGACUUGGUGUUGAACUCCAAGAGCUUUGGCGACUUGCAGUUGACCAUGCCCGGUAAAAGCAAUGUGCAGAAGCAGCAGUUUGACUGCCACGUGACCGACGGCAAGUUGCCCAACCACGGCUUGAGAGUCAAGUCCACCCCCGCGUCGCUCGGUGUAGACUCGGUGAAGCAAUAUUCCGGUUACUUGGACGUGGACGACGAAGAUAAGCACUUCUUCUUUUGGGCGUUUGAAAGCAGAAACGACCCCAAACGGGACCCCGUUAUCUUGUGGUUGAAUGGCGGUCCCGGCUGUUCUUCGGCCACGGGGUUGUUUUUCGAGUUGGGGCCCUCGUCGAUCAACAAGAGCUUGCAGCCCGUCCACAACCCAUACAGCUGGAACAACAAUGCCACUGUCAUCUUUUUGGACCAACCCGUCAAUGUUGGCUACUCGUAUUCGUCUAAAUCGGUCUCCAACACCGUUGCUGCCGGCAAGGAUGUCUACGCCUUUUUGGAAUUGUUCUUUAAGCAGUUUCCCGAGUAUGCCCAGUUGGAUUUCCACAUUGCUGGUGAAUCUUAUGCUGGCCACUAUAUUCCCGUGUUUGCCAGUGAAAUCUUGACCCACCCUGAACGUUCGUUUAAUUUGACUUCGGUCUUGAUUGGUAAUGGUUUAACUGACCCAUUGGUGCAAUAUGAAUACUAUGAGCCAAUGGCGUGUGGCUUGGGUGGAGAGCCCGCAGUGUUGGAUGAAGACGAAUGCCAAUCCAUGAGCGAUGCAAUUCCAAGAUGUCUUUCGCUCAUUAAAGGAUGCUAUGAAUCAGAGUCAGUUUGGUCGUGCGUGCCAGCCACCAUCUACUGCAACAAUGCCGAAAUGGGUCCAUACCAGAGAUCGGGCCGUAACGUUUACGAUAUCCGUACCAUGUGCGAAGGAGGCUCGUUGUGUUACACCCAAUUGGAAUAUAUCGACUCGUACAUGAACAAGCCAGAAGUGCAAAAGGCCUUGGGAGCAGAAGUUUCCAACUUUGAAUCCUGUAACUUCGAUGUCAACCGCAACUUUAUGUUUGCUGGGGACUGGAUGAAACCUUAUCAAAAGAAUGUCAUUGAUUUGUUGGAGAAGGAGUUGCCCGUGUUGAUUUACGCAGGUGACAAGGACUUUAUCUGCAACUGGCUUGGUAACCAAGCAUGGGCCAACGAGUUGCAAUGGUCUGGCUCAAAGGGCUUCCAAAGCGCGGAAGAGAAAGACUGGACUGUGAACAAGAAGGCUGCUGGUAAGUCCAAAAACUACAAAAAUUUCACCUUUUUGAGAGUUUACGGCGGUGGCCACAUGGUUCCUUACGACCAACCAGAAAACGCGUUGGACAUGGUGAACAGAUGGGUUUCUGGAGACUACAAAUUUUGA